GUGGAAAAUGAUUUCUUUUUAACCUUGAUGUGCAUUGAACAAAAUUAAAUAGGCAGGUGGAUGACACUAUUUCAGGAAAUCAUAACAAUUAAAUGAGACUUGAUAUUGAAUUUUCCGGUGGGGCUGAACUUUUGUUCAACAAGCAAAAAGAAUAUCAAGUUGACCUACCACCAACAGUGGUUCGACUAGGUGAUUUGCUUGUUUGGUUGGAGAAAAAUCUUUUACAAGAACGUCCUGAACUCUUCUUACAAGGGAAAAGCGUUCGACCUGGAAUUCUCAUUUUAAUCAAUGAUGUAGAUUACAGUUUAUUGGGUGAGAAUGACUAUAUUUUGAAGGAAAUGGAUAAAGUUAUAUUUAUAUCUUCAUUGCACGGUGGUUGAGUUUAUACACAAGGACAUUCUUUACAUGUUUGUAAUAUUUAUUUGUUAUUUGUAAAGAUGGUCAGCAUUAUGAUAAAUUCCUUUGAUGAAAAUCA
Molecule: messenger RNA, 475 nt
Organism: Schistosoma intercalatum
Lineage: Eukaryota; Metazoa; Platyhelminthes; Trematoda; Strigeidida; Schistosomatidae
Source: the annotation of a GenBank genome assembly